Heterobasidion irregulare TC 32-1 is the source of this 483-nucleotide messenger RNA. RefSeq lists its product as uncharacterized. The record is from RefSeq and is a predicted model, not a curated record. The coding region runs from base 13 to 483 and encodes 156 amino acids. NCBI's taxonomy places the organism in Eukaryota, Fungi, Basidiomycota, Agaricomycetes, Russulales, Bondarzewiaceae. Gene Ontology annotation, cellular component: mitochondrion. The transcript has 3 exons.
ACCUGCACCGCGAUGAGCUCUGCCCGAGGCCUACGUGUCGCCUUCGAGGCCAGACACCGUAUCCUCACCUCGUCCUCCUCUCCGCUUCGGCGCUAUGCUACCCCCGCCGUGUUCCACAAGAAAGAGCUGGACCCACAGCUCAACGGCUACCCACAGCUCCCAGAUCUCUCCAGACAGACCCUGCCUCCCAGGGGUUGGUGGGACAUGCAGAUGAGGCGCAACCUCGGUGACACACUGCAUGAGCAGGAGGAGCUCUACUCGAUGUGGGGACCAGACGCCCCCCAUGUCCCUCCUCCCACGGCUCUCCUACACUUCACCAUCGCCACCCUCGGCUUCGUUACCUUUGGCUUUGCCUGCAAGUACAUCCUCAUACCCGAGCGCCCGUCCAUCCCCCGACAGUACCCGUAUGACGGUCUGGUCAAGGAAUUGGGUGGAAUAGAGGAGAACAAACAAAACGCAGAAAGUUUGGAGGACGAGGAGUGA